Molecule: messenger RNA, 2834 nt
Organism: Psammomys obesus (fat sand rat)
Lineage: Eukaryota; Metazoa; Chordata; Mammalia; Rodentia; Muridae
Gene: Ptk6
Product: protein tyrosine kinase 6
Exons: 8
Coding region: 1-1356 (451 amino acids)
Biological process (GO): protein phosphorylation; innate immune response; cell surface receptor protein tyrosine kinase signaling pathway
Cellular component (GO): extrinsic component of cytoplasmic side of plasma membrane
Molecular function (GO): ATP binding; signaling receptor binding; non-membrane spanning protein tyrosine kinase activity
Source: RefSeq, a predicted model, not a curated record
AUGGUGUCUUGGGACAAGGCCCACCUGGGCCCUAAGUACAUGGGCCUCUGGGACUUCAAGGCGAGAACAGAUGAGGAACUGAGCUUUCAGGCAGGAGACCUCCUCCAUGUUACCAGAAAGGAGGAACAGUGGUGGUGGGCCACCCUACUGGAUGCGGAAGGCAAGGCCUUGGCUGAAGGCUACGUGCCCUACAAUUACCUGGCUGAGAAGGAAACUGUGGAGUCUGAGCCGUGGUUCUUUGGUUGCAUCUCCCGCUCAGAGGCCAUGCACAGGCUGCAGGCUGCAGACAACUCGAAGGGUGCCUUCCUGAUUAGAGUCAGCCAGAAGCCAGGAGCAGACUAUGUCCUCUCUGUGCGGGAUGCUCAGGCCGUGCGACAUUACAGGAUCUGGAGGAACAGUGGGGGCCGGCUGCACCUGAAUGAGGCAGUAUCCUUCUCCAGCCUGUCUGAGCUUGUAGACUACCACAAGAUCCAGAGCCUGUCCCAUGGCCUGCAGCUGACCAUACCGUGCUGGAAGCACAAAACUGAGCCUUUGCCCCACUGGGAUGACUGGGAGAGGCCAAGGGAGGAGUUCACCUUCUGUAAGAAGCUGGGAGCCGGCUACUUUGGGGAGGUCUUUGAAGGGCUCUGGAAAGGCCAGGUCCGUGUGGCUGUGAAGGUGAUCUCUAGAGACAAUCUCCUGCACCAGCACACCUUCCAGUCUGAGAUCCAGGCCAUGAAGAAGCUGCGGCACAAGCACAUCCUGUCACUGUAUGCUAUCGCAACUGCAGGGGACCCUGUCUACAUCAUCACAGAGCUCAUGCCCAAGGGGAGCCUGCUGCAACUAUUGCGAGACUCUGAUGAGAAAGCCCUGCCUGUUUCGGAGCUGGUGGACUUUGCAUCGCAGGUUGCUGAGGGCAUGUGCUACCUGGAAUCUCAGAAUUACAUUCAUCGUGACCUGGCUGCUAGGAACGUUCUUGUUACAGAGAACAAUCUCUGCAAAGUGGGGGACUUUGGGCUGGCCAGGCUUGUCAAGGAGGACAUCUACCUUUCUCACGACCACAACAUCCCCUACAAAUGGACGGCACCCGAGGCACUCUCUAGAGGGCAUUACUCCAUCAAAUCUGACGUCUGGUCUUUUGGGAUUCUCCUCCAUGAAAUUUUCAGCAGGGGGCAGAUGCCCUACCCAGGCAUGUCCAAUCACGAGGCCUUCCUGAGGGUGAAUGCCGGCUACCGCAUGCCCUGCCCCCUGGAGUGCCCGCCCAACAUACACAAGCUGAUGCUUGACUGUUGGAGCCAGGACCCCAAGCAGAGACCUUGCUUCAAAGACCUGUGUGAGAAACUCUCAGGCAUCACCAGGUAUGAGAACCUAGUCUGAGCUCCUUGGACAUGGCCAGGAUCCACAGAAGAAGGCCUCAUGAUUAUCCUGGACCUCUGAUGAAGGUGUGCACCAUCCUUCAUUUUACUGAGAUGAAGGGAUAGGAAACAUACCUAACAUACCUCAAAUACUGCAUGUUGUCAAGGAAAGAGUAAAGAGGCAGCCAUAUUCCUUUCUCAUCUACCCUCCUCCAGGAGGCAGUCCACAAACUCCAGGAGAUCACUCUCUGGCUUUGUCCUCCCUUCUGUGAAGACUUCAUGUGACAGAGAAGCCAAGAAGAGUCUAGACAACAGGCCUUGCGGAGUUCUUGCCAGCAUAUCACUUUCAGAAUAUACCUGUCCUUGGUCAUUCCUCUGCUCAACUGUCCAAAAACACAUCCCCCCACUCCUUGGCACCUCAAUUUUGCAGGCUUUUACAGCCACAUAAAACUCAGAACAGGUUUGCAUGAUUUUCUCUCUCUAACCUUGCCUUUGCUUAAAGAGUAUCAUCUAGGAAGCUGAAGACAGAUAAAAGGAUACGAAAUUUCCUCCCUGCAGUUUCUGGUGCGCAGGGAGGCGUACUGAGGCGUACUGAGAUACCUGAUCAUCUGGAGCCUGCACAGGUAGAGGAAAGCUGAUAGAGCCAGUAAGAGCCAGUCCCCCCCUCCCCCCCCACACACACACCAAGACAGGAUUUCUUUAUACAAUAGUCUUGGCUGUCCUGGAACUCACUUUGUAGACCAGGCUGGCCUUGAACUCACAGAGAUCCACCUGCCUCUGCCUCCUGAGUGCUGGGAUAUUCUUACAUGUGGGCAGAGGCAGCUCUUCGUGAGGCACUGUCCUCCAUUCUAGAGUCAGAUUCAGUUCGGGCUUGUGAGUUUUGUGUUUAGUUUUAGAGCUCCAGGUCCUUUCCCUUCAAAAUUAGAUGUUUUUGUCCUGAGCUCCUGAGGCAGGAUAACACCCUCUCUGGAAAAUUACUGACCUCAUGCUCUGGCCCAUCCUCCAUUCUCCCCUUCCAGUUUGGCUCCGAGUCUUCCCUGAUGGCUCUGGUCCAAGUCUGCUUUCCUCAUGUGUCUUCAUCGUUCUUGAACCUAUGCUUGACCCCUGAAGUCCAGCCAGACUAUCUGCUCCUCGUGGCAGCUCCGUCUACUUGAACAUUAGAUCCCCAGUUCUGAGGGGGAGUACCCCAAAAGCACCUACCUGAGGCUGCCUUACUGGAAGUGAGCGUAACCAUCUCAGCAUGUAUUUAUCAGCUACUUUCAGACUGACCUCUUACAAUGGCUGAACAUGUCCCUACCUCCUCUUGGAAAAUUCCUGUGUCCAAGAGUUGACACUGUCUGGAAAGUCAAGUUGUCUUUCAAUUUCCAGGGACAUGGGAGAACACAGGAAAACAUUUGGAAAUGGGGUAAAUGAAAACUCUUAGAACUAAGUCCUUUGCAUAGACUUUAGUAAAAAAUUUCCCCUCUCUGAGUAACUGUGCCUUUCCUUUUCACCAAGAAC